AAAAACCUCAUCGCCUUUUCUCACUCUCUCACCAGCACAAAAAGAAAGUCACAAACGCACUUCCCUUCCUUCCUUCUGAAUCAUCAUCAAUGGCGGAGAAGACCUUCAAGUACGUCAUCCUCGGCGGCGGAGUCUCUGCCGGAUAUGCAGCUCGGGAGUUUUCCAAGCAAGGAGUUAAGCCAGGCGAGCUAGCAGUCAUCUCGAAAGAGGCGGUUGCUCCCUAUGAACGUCCUGCACUCAGCAAGGCUUAUCUCUUCCCUGAGUCUCCUGCUAGACUUCCAGGGUUUCACACCUGUGUUGGAAGCGGAGGAGAGAGAUUGCUUCCUGAUUGGUACAAAGAGAAAGGAAUUGAGUUGAUUCUUAGCACUGAAAUUGUCAUAGUAGAUCUUGCCGGGAAGACUCUAGUUAGUGGAACUGGGGAAACCUUCAAGUUUCAGAUUCUUAUCAUUGCAACUGGUUCAACUGUUGUAAGGUUGUCUGAUUUUGGUGUGAAAGGAGCUGAUGCUAAAAACAUUUUCUACUUGAGAGAAAUUGAUGAUGCUGAUAAGCUCAAUGACGCAAUUAAAGCAAAAAAGAAUGGGAAAGCUGUGAUUGUUGGAGGAGGAUACAUUGGUCUUGAGCUUGGUGCAGCAUUGAGAAUUAACAAUUUAGAUGUUACUAUGGUGUACCCUGAACCGUGGUGCAUGCCUCGGCUUUUCACUUCUGGUAUUGCUGCUUUCUAUGAGGGUUAUUAUGCAAACAAAGGAGUUAAAAUCAUCAAGGGAACAGUUGCUUCUGGGUUUACCUCUGAUUCAAAUGGAGAGGUCAAGGAAGUGCAUCUAAAAGAUGGUAGAGUGCUUGAAGCUGACAUUGUUGUUGUUGGUGUUGGGGGAAGGCCACUAACAUCCUUGUUCAAGGGACAAGUUGAAGAGGAGAAAGGUGGAAUUAAGACGGACACAUUCUUUAAAACAAGUGUUCCUGAUGUAUAUGCUGUGGGUGAUGUUGCCACUUUCCCUUUGAAGUUGUACAAUGAGCUCAGAAGAGUUGAGCAUGUUGAUCAUGCACGCAAGUCUGCAGAGCAGGCCGUAAAGGCCAUCAAGGCAAGUGAGGAGGGAAAGACAGUUGAGGUCUAUGACUACCUUCCAUACUUUUAUUCUCGCUCCUUUGAUCUGUCAUGGCAAUUCUAUGGUGAUAAUGUUGGUGAGACCGUGCUCUUUGGAGACAACAAUCCCACCUCACCAAAGCCCAAGUUCGGAACCUACUGGAUUAAAGACGGCAAGGUGAUCGGUGCAUUUCUGGAGGCUGGCACUCCUGAGGAAAACCAGGCUAUUGCCAAGGUUGCAAAGCUCCAACCUCCUGUUGAGAGUUUAGAUCAGCUUGCGAAGGAAGGUCUUUCUUUUGCUAGUAAGAUCUAAACAACUUGAUGUUGAUACAAAAUAAAUGGAUAUUGCUUGUUACCAGGAGUCUAGAUAGCUUUUACAGACAUUGUUAAAUUGGUUUUCAUCGAGUGAUUCCAAUAUUGUACUUUGGGAUUGAAUACAUAAAACUCCUUUUGUUGAGAGUGGUUAAUCCUUC
This is a messenger RNA of Fragaria vesca subsp. vesca, 1554 nucleotides long. Its product is annotated as monodehydroascorbate reductase-like. The transcript is spliced from 10 exons. Gene Ontology annotation, cellular component: cytoplasm. Bases 90 to 1394 code for a protein of 434 amino acids. The record is from RefSeq and is a predicted model, not a curated record. Gene Ontology annotation, molecular function: oxidoreductase activity, acting on NAD(P)H; flavin adenine dinucleotide binding. Lineage: Eukaryota; Viridiplantae; Streptophyta; Magnoliopsida; Rosales; Rosaceae.